Molecule: messenger RNA, 1284 nt
Organism: Nelumbo nucifera (sacred lotus)
Lineage: Eukaryota; Viridiplantae; Streptophyta; Magnoliopsida; Proteales; Nelumbonaceae
Product: NAD(P)-binding Rossmann-fold superfamily protein
Source: RefSeq, a predicted model, not a curated record
UCUGUCUCUUUCUCGUUCCUCUGCUCUCACGCUCGCUUGCUCAGUUGCUUAUUCAUGGCUUCCAAGCUGUCAUUAUUCAAUUUUAUUGAUAUAUGGAUCCCAAUCGAGAAAUUCUCGAAGACCCCUCCGAUAAUUCCUAACGUUGUUCUUCCACCGCUUAGUUCUACUGGUUUUUGUUGCACUAGGAGCGUUGCAAGUACUAGAGGAAGAGUUGCAGUUACUCAUGCAGUGAAGGAAGAAGUGGUUCAAUCGACCAAUUUGGAGGAUACCCAGAAGCCCAAAUCUACCCCUUCUACUCCUAAGCUCGUACUGGUGGUCGGAGGCACCGGUGGUGUCGGACAGUUGAUAGUAGCAUCCUUGCUCAAUCGGAAUAUUAAGUCAUGCCUAAUAAUACGAGAUCCUUCCAAAGCAAUAUCUUUGUUUGGUAAACAAGAUGAGGAUACUUUACAGGUACGGAAAGGGGACACACGGAACCCAGAUGACCUGGAUCCAGCUAUAUUUGAGAGAGUUACACAUGUUAUAUGCUGCACUGGGACAACAGCUUUUCCUUCAAAGAGAUGGGAUGGAGAUAAUACUCCGGAAAGAGUAGAUUGGGAAGGUGUUCGGAAUCUUGUAUCUGCACUGCCUCCAUCAGUGGAGAGAUUUGUUCUUGUUUCCUCAGUAGGAGUAACAAAGUACAAUGAACUUCCAUGGAGCAUCAUGAAUCUCUUUGGAGUUCUCAAGUUUAAGAAGAUGGGGGAGGAUUUUGUUUGCAAUUCAGGUCUUCCCUUCACAAUAAUUAGAGCUGGAAGAUUGACAGAUGGGCCAUACACCUCAUAUGACCUGAACACUUUGCUUAAAGCAACUGCUGGGCAACGGCGUGCAGUCCUUAUAGGUCAAGGGGAUAAACUUGUAGGAGAGGUUAGCAGACUUGUUGUUGCUGAAGCUUGUAUUCAGGCAUUGGACAUAGAGUUUACUCAAGGUCAAAUAUAUGAAAUCAACUCAGUUGAGGGGGAAGGACCAGGAAGUGACCAGGAAAAGUGGAGGGAUCUUUUCCAAGCUGCAAAAGCCCAAUGACUGAAUUCACGGCAGAAUAAUAGGCUUCUUCCUUGUGCUUGUUGGGAAAUCCAGUUAUACCAUUCACCUGUACCAUUUGAAGAUGCCUUUGUAAAGCGAGGAAUGAAACAGAGAGAGAAAUCCACACAAAUUGCAGACUAAAGAUGUAUUAGCAUGCCAAAACUGCCCAUUUAAGAGUUGUCCGAAAUCAUAUAUCCAUACAUAAAAGAAGAUAUUUGAGUUCUAUUA